Molecule: messenger RNA, 8348 nt
Organism: Spodoptera litura
Lineage: Eukaryota; Metazoa; Arthropoda; Insecta; Lepidoptera; Noctuidae
Gene: Nuak1
Product: Nuak family kinase 1
Biological process (GO): microtubule cytoskeleton organization; protein phosphorylation; intracellular signal transduction
Cellular component (GO): cytoplasm
Molecular function (GO): tau-protein kinase activity; ATP binding
Source: RefSeq, a predicted model, not a curated record
CAAAAAAGAUGGCAGCGAUUGCCGAUUGCUGUCCUUCGGAUUUAUUGCGAAAAUGGCGCAUUAUGUGAUAUUUUCACAUAAAAAUAUAAUUUUAAGUGAAAAUUUGUGUAGUGCUGCAUAGUGAUGGUGUGUUAUUUUUCAUGAAUGACAGUGUACUCGUGUGUAAAUAGGACUGCGACUUUCUUCUGGAUAUUGGAUUACACAUAAAAUAAAGUCACAAUGGUGGUGGGCGAGAGCAAGCGCACCGCCAACAUCAUGGACGGCAUUGAGAACACCGGUGACGUGCGGAUGCACGACCACCGAUUGAGGCUCAAACAAAGAUUCGAUAUAGUGAGAAAACUAGGUCAAGGCACGUACGGUAAGGUGCAGUUGGGUAUCAACAAGAAGACGGGCCAGGAGGUGGCCAUCAAAACUAUCAAGAAAUGCAAGAUCGAGUCCGAGGCUGAUCUCAUACGCAUUCGGCGUGAAGUGCAGAUUAUGUCUUCUGUCAGACAUCCAAAUAUUGUACAUAUUUAUGAAGUAUUUGAAAACAGUGAAAAGAUGAUCCUUGUUAUGGAGUACUGCUCAGGUGGAGAACUCUAUGAUUAUCUUAGCCAGAAAAAAGUAUUACAAGAAGACGAGGCAAGGAGAUUAUUCCGACAGAUUGCAACAGCUGUGUACUAUUGCCAUAUACAUAAAAUCUGCCAUAGAGAUUUAAAAUUGGAGAAUGUUUUAUUAGAUGAUACUGGUAGUGCUAAGAUUGCUGACUUCGGUCUGUCAAACGUUUUCAAAGAGACGUCUCUGUUAUCGACGUUUUGUGGUUCACCUUUAUACGCGUCUCCGGAAAUCGUUAAAGGAACGCCAUAUAUAGGUCCAGAGGUGGACUGCUGGUCGUUGGGUGUACUUCUUUAUACUCUAGUCUACGGAGCCAUGCCAUUUGAUGGCUCCAACUUCAAACGUCUAGUCCGACAGAUCAGUAAUGGAGAUUAUUAUGAACCUAGGAACCCGUCGAGCGCAUCACCUCUGAUUCGCGACAUGCUCACAGUUGACCCGCUGAAGCGCGCUGACAUCGCCUACAUUUGUGAUAAUCCAUGGGUGAAUCUGGGGUGCGAGACCUCUUGCCUAGAAGAGGCGGAGGCCCUGGCAGCACAGACACCCGUGCGGUUGGACCUGCUACUGUCGCUAGCCCCCGCUGCGCCUUCCAAUUCCAACUCCGUCAUGGUGCCAGAUGAGGCUGAACUGGGUCCGGAAGAGAGUGGCACAGAUCUAACAAGCUCAACGUCGAUGGCUCACAUUGAGCCCAGCAACUCUGCCGAGAAGAGGAUCCUGGAGUUGGUUGCAGAGGGCGGUGAAGACGCGAUAAAGCCGUCACCGACUCGCACCAUCGUGUCGGCCACAGACAAUAAACGCAAGCUGGAGCUCGCCAUGUCCGCGAGUGGACUGCAGAGGAAGAAGGAAAGAGUGGCCAGUUGUGCAAGCAUCGCGCAAGCUCCGGUGCUACCUGAAGAAUCGUCUCCUGAAAUACUUCCCACCGACGAACCACCCCUGGCUGAUGACACGGCAAUACAACCAAAUCUAAAGUCAUCAGCGACGAUCACAAUUCAACCAGCACCAGUGGAAUUAGUGAGGGACUUGACAAAGGACAUUGUGAAGGAGCCGCCGAAAGAGGAGGAGUCUGUUGAGAAGCCAGCCAAGCCACGCGUCGCUAUCAAGAAGAAGACCUCUCCCACCAAGACUGUGGAGGAAAAACCGGUUGAGAAAGUUGAAGAGGUUAAGCCGCCCCAAGAAGACACAAAACAGAGCGCAGUAUCGUCUGCGGCCGACAAGUUGACGUCACUGUCUAUUGCACAACAACCGCCUGCCAACCAGACGAACAAACCUAAGAAACUAUCCAUACCAGGUGGCAAUGUCGGAAGCUUCAAAGACCAGUUCGAGAGGCGAGCUUCUCUUACAACGGCUCCUGAAAUCAAACGCAACAUAUCUAAACCAGUCGUUUCUAAGAUCGCUAAGCCCAAAGCACAGAGUGAAGACCGAGAGUUGCCAGCGAAGACACCAGAUAACGGCACUGUUCGACUGCAACAAAUUGGCAUUGAGCCUUCACAGAGUCACACGGAGGCGGAACGUGAGACGAACCUCCGCAGUGGCGUUAAGAAGACAGAGAGCGAACCCUCCCACAGCUCCACUUCGGUAGACCCUGCUGUGCUGCUGCAAGAUGCUAGAAGGAGUCUACAAAACUCUAUGGCGAAGUUGGUUGAGGAGAAAGCCGGCGAAGAGAAUCGUCGGCGCGCCGCCCGCGAUAUCAUAUCGUCUGCCAUACGAACAGGCAAGCCCCCGAUGCCGUACGGGCGCUCGUCGUCAGCGGGCGUGGCGUCGCUGGUGUCGCCGCCGGCCACGCCGCCCGCGCAGGCCGCGCCGCCCGCGCAGGCCGCGCCGCCCGCGCAGCCCGCGCCCGCCGCGCACGCGCCGCGCGUCUUCCGCACCGAGGCACAGCAUCGGGUCGAGGACCAUAGGAAUGCUAACAGUGCGCGUGGCGUGUCAGUGGAGCGUAUCAUCCCGAUCAGCGUGUCUCCGGAGGAGUCCCCCGGCUCCCCGCCGCCGCUACCUACUACUCCGGCACCCAAAGCUACACCCACGGCCGCGCCCAGGGUCACUCCGCUCAGACGGUUGACAUCAACGGAGUCUGGUAGUGCAAGCGAGGCAUGCAGUAGUCCGGGCGAGCCUAUCAAGAAGUCAGCGCGGGAGUUCAUCAUCCCCAUCGCAGUAGAGGGCAAGGGUUACGUCACGCCGCGACAGCGCAGCCUCGAACCUGAGUCCACGCAACACGUGCCCUCCGUGCGACACCAUCGCGCCACCAAACCUAGGCGUAUCAGCAGCCUAGUGAGUGGCGGUGAGUCUGAAGAGGAAGAAGACGCCCACAUGCACAGACUGCGGCCGAGCCGCGCCGCGCGCGCCGAGUCCGUCAGCUCCGGGGAAGAUGACGAGGAGGACGAGGGAUUCCAUCUACUUACUGCUGAGAACCUCUUCUCUACAUUACUGGACAGGGUGCGCGCACUAACGAAUCGCCUCAACGGCGAGGAAGGUCCCGGCUUUAGUCAACACUCGCUAUUCAACAACUUACAGUCGCCGUUCUUCAACAGCCCUCACUUACCACGGAGAAACUUGUUCACUCAUAGAUAUGUGGAAAGUAAAAGAAGUGUUUCGGAAACACGCGAGGGCUGGGGCCCGCGAGACAUGCACACGGGCUUCGAGUCGAUGUUCAAGCCGCGCCAGCACAUGCCGCGAGGUAGUAAUAAGAAAACCGGUAAGCACCGUACCGGCCAACAACAAAACUCGGAAUCGAACGUCGAAAGCGGACUAGACCUCUCGGACUUAGACCUGAGCUCGAUCGAGUUCUCGGAGCGUGAGAUGCGCGCGCUGUCGGGGCUGACGCCCGCCUUGUCGCGCCGCCUGCAGCGCCAGCUCCUGGCGCACCUGCCGCCCGCCGCCGCGCGCCAGCUGCGGCGCACGCUGUCCCUGCACGCGCCCGCGCCGCGCCCCGCCCAGCCCGCGCGCUCGCUCUCCGCCGACCACGACCAGGCGCCCGCGCCCGCCGCAACGUCCGACAGCCCCGCGACCCCCACGCCCCCCGCUGCUCCCACCCCCACUGAGGUCGCCGAACAAACUACUCCUACUGAGGAGCCUCUGCCGUCCACUGACCAUCAGGACACUGCUAAAGAAACGAAAGAGGAAAGUCCGAUGGACGCCGCUACACCUCAGUUUUCAACACUUCCCCGCCCGCGAAGGCGAUCUAGCUCGAGAGAAGUGACUCCAAUCCUGGCUACAGUGGACGUAGAGUGUCCGUCGCCUAAUUCACUCAUACGAGAGCCCAUAGUAUCGCGUUCUCGCGAGCGACCAUUACUCAGCAAGUACUUGACUCCAGAGCGAACCUUUUCAUUAGACGAGUCAUACGGGUCGGAUGGCGGCAGUGGCACUUCGGAGCCUAGCUACAGUUCAUCGUACGGCAACACAGCGUCUGGAGCUGCUGGCGUGGGGUUACGGCGACAUUCAUUACGCGUGGGCAGUGGCGACCAACCGCGCCGUCGCGUAUCGAGGUUCCUUCGUUCAGACUUUUUCGAUUCGCCACCAGACGAAAAUCUGUACGAGCGCCAACGAAAGGAAAGAGAAUUGGAAACCCAAAAAAUCUUGCGAGAGAUUAGAGAAAAGAGAAACAAAUCACAAGAAGCAGCGACUGCAAGAAGUCCCACCGACAUAACCGACGCUCCGCCAGCAUUCAGGGACGACAUUAUCGCUCCUAAGAAAUCUCUCUCGCCCAUUGGGCUCGUUACUGGAAAGGAGCGCAGUAGGUCAAACACUCCGUUUUUCCCGAUCCUCGAUAACAUCAAAGAAACCGCGGUGGAUUCGUCCGCAUCGACGUCGAACUCGAAACGAUACACUAGUUUGGAAAGUGCAAGACAAAAAUCAGUUAUUGAUGAAAACUUAAAUAAAGAUUCCAGAUUGAUCCGACCCAAAAGCUAUCCUGUGAAGACGUUAGAUUCUAUAGAUGAACCCAGUGAAAAUGUACUACCUGAAACUUCGUUUAGUAGGGAUUAUGAUAGUAAAGAGAGGUCCUUGCCGAGGGAGUCAAAAUUAAUAAGACCUAAAAGUUACCCUGCAAGUAGUCCGUCGCCUGAAAAAGUUUAUAUUAGUCGUAAUAUUAAAAAAGAAGAUUCUAAAGAAACUUCACCUAAAGAUGAGACCGUUAAUCCCGAAAUCAAGUCCGAUAUAGAAGUAAGUUUCAGUAUUACCUUGCCUAGGAAAAAGCCUGAAGCAGUGACGAAACCUGAUCCGGUGAAAAACGAUAUUAAGUUGGAAAAUAAUACCGAUUCUAAAUCGGAAACAGAAUCUAAACCUAGUGACUCUACUUUGUCUUUAAAAAAGUAUAGUAUAAUUAAAAAUAGAGAUAGCGAUAAGUCUGAAUCGACAGAAGUGAAAACAGAAAACAGUACAAUAGUUCCCAAUGGUGGACCAUCGGUUGAUGUAGCGAAAGUUACUUCUAACGGGGACACUAAGCAUACCACAGUAGAUCAAUCGACGAAAAAAGAUGAAAUAGUUGCAAAAACAGGUGACACUGAACAAACCGAAAAGAAAGGAACAGUAAAGAAAAAGAUCAUUAGAAAAGUCUCAUCGAAAUCUAAGACUGACAUAGGAAGCAACCAAGAUACGAGUGAUGCUAAAGUGGCUUCGGAAAAGAAGAAAGUCACUAAAAAAGUAAAAGAAAAGGUUGCUGACGACGAUGGUACGAAACCGACAACAGUCACAAAAAAGAAAUCUGUUUUGCAAUCAAUAGGUCAUAAGUUAGAAAAGUUUGCAUCUAAUAAAUCUAGCUCGCCUGAAAAGAGCGCUGAAAAUAACGCAAAGAAUGAAGCGAAGAAAGAUAGUUCCAAGUUAAGCAGGUUGCAACGAGAGCAAUCAGUGCCCGUCAACGUGGAGCCUACGACCGAAUCCAAUCUUAUUAAAAGAGCUGUCACUCUGACUGAUGUAGCCGCUUUAGAAACUCAGAAUACACCUCCAACCAAAACUACAGUUUCCAAAGUAUUAGGACUAUUUAAGAAAUUUGAACCCAAGGAAAGGUCAAAGCCUGUUGUUGAAAAAGUGCUCCCGGAAAGUGUUGAACCCCAGACUGAAACCAACGGUAAAACUGAAUCAAACACUACUGAGCCCAGUGAGGAUAGUCUAGAAAAAGACAAACCUCGCAGACCAACUUCUCUACUUCUAAAUGGACUUGGAAACAAAAAUAAAUACGGUAGAACAUCUAGUGACAGCGUCUCCACGUUAACCACAGACAACGAUAACAAGUCUGCGUCCAAAAAGGAAAACGAAUCCAAGUCCAAUAUUAGAAACAGUUUAAAAUUAGAUUUCUCUAGGUUGCCAAGAGUUAAGAAAAUAGUUCCUACAAAUCCUGUGAUAGAACCUCAAAUUAUGAAUAUUUCCUCUGUUGACGGUGAGACUGAAAAGAAAGAUAUUCCAGAAAAGAAUGCCAUACUUGUAGACAGUAGCUUAAAUACUGAUUACACAGAACCACAAAGUCGCAGCCGGUCGAGAAGUAGGUCAACUAUUUCAAACUCCGAGUUGAAGUCUGAUGUUAGUGCUGAUAAUAAAUUACCAGAUAGAACCCUGUCACCCUCAGAAAACGCCACAGUACAUCUACGAAGUCACGAUUCCACUACGCCGGAAAAAGAAGACAUUGUCGACAGAAUACGUAGGAAAAGCUUUUAUUCUAGAUUCAACGAAAAGAAGCAACGACGAAAAAGUAGUUUAGUGGGCCCUGGAGCAACUGAGUACGACCCGGUCGCUAGAAUACAUGCUCAACCGACUGACACUAAGUACGACGUGUCACCGACAUCACCGCUCACCUACGACUUGUCUCCAAUGUCGCCAGGGCUCUCCGUCUCGUCUGACUUGUCGCCGUCCACGGAACGCUAUAGAUCUCUUUUAACCGACCUGCCUGUUAACACUAGAAGUAACAUAAGAUUUGACAACUAUGGACUGAAUGAUAAAAUUGAUACUUAUAGAUCUCUCGAUCGCAACGACUUUAGGAAAUAUCCGGGAAGCAGAAGUUAUCUAGAUUACGAUCAACCGUCCUCAUACAGUGCGAACAGGUACUCGAGAACGAAAUCCCUUUUGGACAGCUGCGAUGCAGCGGAGGAUAACAGUCUCGUUAACUCAUUGAGAGAUCCGCACAAAUACAACAGAACCAUAUCAAUGUAUUCACCUGGUAACUAUGCUACUUAUAGACCGAAAAGAACCACUCGCAACUCUGCCAUUAUUUUGAAGGAGAGUGAAAAAGAACCGAGCCCGGAAAAUAUAUUGGAAAAAAUAAGGCAAAGAAAAAAGAUAUCAAUCAGCGUGACCAGGAAACCUGACGCUGAGAAGGAAACACUGCCAAGAUCCAAUAUCUCACCGAAAGGCGACCGCGAAGGCGACGGUGCAGAAUGCUCUGAGAAAGUUGACUGAGCGGAAUUAUUGAUUGUGCAGGAUGCAAAUUGAUUUUGUGAUUUAUAUAAGCAUUUUUGACAACAAACUUAUUGCGAGGACACUGUAGGUGUAGGCGUAUCUGAUGGAACUUGAUGCUUUCAUUGUUUUUGUUAUAACUUAUUUACAAUGUCAUUAGAGUCUUAUUAGUGUUGAUCUAAUUGAGGGUGUAUCGAUACUCUUGCCAAACGUAGAUUAUACACUCACGUGUUUUAGAUUUCAUGUAAAUUAAUAGAAUCUCAUCACCGACAGAAGACUGUCUUUAGUGGCAAACUUAGAUAAUAUUGCAAUGAAUCUCUCACUGACUUCAUAAAAUAUGACAUGCAAAAAUAUAAGAAUACUUUAAGCAUUUCCGAAUCUAAGGCGUAUCAGAGUAUCAAAUCAAAUUAAUUAUAAAUGUAUAGAUAGUGUCACACAGAUUCAUCAAAUUAUAUGAGAUGAUAGUAUUUAUAAAUCAAUUUUUAUAUAUUAUUGUAUAUCAACAUUGUUGGCUUUCUCUAAAGUGCGGUGCUCAAUAGCCGCAUAUUUGAUACGGCUUUCCAAGCUGAACCCAUUUUGUUACUGUUAAAAUAUGCGAUUGACUAUUGAAGUGUAAUAAUAUAUUUUGCAAGAGUGAACUUUUUGUUAAGUGUUUAUUGUAAAUUGAUUCUUAUGUGCCUUUAUAAAACAUAAGUGACUGGAUUUGAUAUAGUCCAUUUUAUUGAAAUAUAUAAAAUGACACAAAUUUUAGAGUGUGUUUGCACAAAUACGUUUUACUCAACAUUAUUAACUAUAAUUUUUCUUAGUUACUAUCAAUUUACAUUUUUUAUGUGACCCUAAGUCAAUUUAAGUUUAAAUAUUUAUCAUAAUCAUUAUAGUAUUGAAUGCUAAGUCACGACGUAACAGUAAUCGAAUAGAAUGGUGCUUAGACGAUUUCAUUAGGGAUAACUAUGUAUAGACCGGACGUGUUAUAGACUCACACAAACGUGUAUAUUUUAGCAAUAGUUUUUCAGUUUUAAAUGUAUUGUUAUAAGCUGCUGCCGUUUGUUCCACUCGACUAGUACUGUAUCAGUGUAUACGACGCGGCGGUGGAGCGCAACUCGUUUGUCAUAAUUCAUUUGCUGAAGGAGUGGCUAGUUACAUUACAGUGGUGUUAUAAAAAGCAAUAAUUUUACGCAAAUCCGUUCAUCUUUGUAAUUUCGAAUCUAUUUAUUAUUUUUAUUAGAAUUGAAAAUUAUUUAUUGGUGUGUGAUGAUUUUUAAUAUUUCUCUUUAGACAUAGUUACCGCGGUGACAUAGGAACUGUGAUUCUCGAGAUGGAUAUUAAAUUUGCUAUCACACACGUUUUGUAUUGAAUGUGAAUAAAUUAUAUAGUUAAAA